Plodia interpunctella (Indianmeal moth) is the source of this 4781-nucleotide messenger RNA. RefSeq names its product sodium potassium chloride cotransporter (gene NKCC). Gene Ontology annotation, biological process: potassium ion import across plasma membrane; potassium ion homeostasis; sodium ion transmembrane transport. Gene Ontology annotation, cellular component: membrane. NCBI's taxonomy places the organism in Eukaryota, Metazoa, Arthropoda, Insecta, Lepidoptera, Pyralidae. The transcript has 21 exons. Bases 350 to 3511 code for a protein of 1053 amino acids. The record is from RefSeq and is a predicted model, not a curated record. Gene Ontology annotation, molecular function: sodium:potassium:chloride symporter activity.
CUCCAAGUUAGCACCACAAGUAGUGUAGCAGGCUCCACCGCCACACGUAGCCGCGCUCUGCGAAUUAACGCACGUCGAACGAAAACCAAAUACCGUGUGAUUCGUGAAACGUUUCAAAAUUUUUACUAAACUUUAAAUACACACUAGUAAUUACUUACCUCUGUGAUCGUGGGACAAUGUCUGAAGUGUUGUGAAACUUGUUUGACGAGGUGUAUUCCAGACCUGAGAAAAGUGUCAAAAGUAUGUGGUUGUGCGCCAUCGAGGACAUCCUACAUAACAGCACGCGCACGCUCCGGAAGGUAGACAAGUUCAACACCUGUCUGCGGUAGUCCACCGGUAGACAGUCGACAUGGAAGGACGAUUCACUGUUUCAUCUGUGGAGUCGGAGCAGAAGAAAAAUGGCAUUCACAUGGGUGCCAGCAUUAUCAGCCGACCUCUGAGGACGUCCGCGGAGACUGCGGAGCGGGGGGCGGGGGGCAACCAGCCCGACACGUGGCUACACGAUGCUGGCUGGAGGAGGAAGCGGUCUUUGGCCCAGUUGACCAGGGAAGCCCUGCCCAGGAUGGAGAACUAUAGGAACUCUAAGAGGGCGUUGAAAAGACCCAGUCUUGGCGAGUUGCAUGGAGAUCAUCUCAUCACGGAAGAGGACGAGAAAUUCCAAAGAGACACCAAAUCACCAACGCCACCACAAGGAAUCAAAUUAGGAUGGAUACAAGGCGUGCUGAUACCAUGCCUGCUGAACAUCUGGGGCGUGAUGCUGUUCCUGCGGAUCUCGUGGGUGGUGGCUCAGGCCGGCAUCGGGCUGUCACUCCUCAUCAUCGCCAUUUCGGCCGUGGUCUGCGUCAUCACCACGCUCUCUAUGAGCGCUAUUUGCACCAAUGGAGAGGUCAAAGGAGGUGGCAUCUACUACAUAAUAUCAAGAUCCCUCGGCCCCGAAUUCGGCGCGUCAGUGGGCAUCAUCUUCGCGUUCGCGAACGCAGUCGCCGCGAGCAUGAACACUAUAGGCUUCUGCGACUCGCUCAACGAUCUGCUUAAGAGUCAGGGGCUAAAGAUCAUUGACGGAGGAGUCAAUGACGUGCGGUUGGUGGGUGCUGUGGCUCUGGUGGUCAUGUGCGUCAUCUGCGCGGUGGGCAUGGACUGGGAGAGCAAGGCGCAGAACUUCUUGAUCGCGAUCAUCGUGGGUGCCAUGGCGGACUUUAUAGUAGGCACCAUCAUGGGCCCCAAGACCGACGAAGAGAUAGCUCAAGGUUUCGUAGGAGUUAGCAGUUCCGUAUUCGAGAGUAAUUUCUACGAAGACUUCAAGUUCAGCGAGCAACAAGACCAAAAUUUCUUUAGCGUAUUCGCCAUCUUCUUCCCAUCCGUCACGGGCAUCCAGGCUGGGGCUAAUAUUUCUGGAGAUCUUAAGGACCCUGCAUCAGCGAUACCCAAAGGCACACUAUUAUCGCUACUCAUCUCGAUGGUGAGCUACGCUCUGAUGGUGUUUAUGUCUGGGGGUGGAGCUCUGAGGAACGCUAAUGGGAACCUGACCCUCGUCGUCAACGGGACCUAUGACGUCAACCAGAUCAGCGACUGUCUCAGCGCUGACUGCAAGUACGGACUGCAUAACAGCUACUCGGUUAUGCAACUGAUGUCAGCCUGGGGCCCGCUGAUCUACGGCGGCUGCUGGGCCGCCACGCUAUCUACAGCCCUAACUAACCUGCUGUCGGUGCCCCGGCUGAUCCAAGCUCUCGGCAUCGACCGCAUCUAUCCUGGUCUCAUAUUCUUCUCCAAGCCUUACGGCAGGCACGGCGAACCAUAUAGAGGAUAUGUCUUAACUUUUCUAGUUUCACUUGCAUUUCUUUUAAUUGCUGACUUAAAUACAAUUGCGCCUCUCAUCUCAAACUUUUAUCUGACUUCGUAUGCGCUCAUCAAUUUCUGUACAUUCCACGCGGCCCUCGUCAGACCACUUGGUUGGAGACCGACAUUCAGGUAUUACAACGUGUGGCUAUCCCUUGCUGGGUUCCUGAUGUGCGUCGCCAUCAUGCUGCUGAUCAGCUGGAAGAUGUCGCUCGUCACAUUCGCCAUCUUCUUCACUCUCUACCUCAUCGUGCAUUACCGCAAGCCCGAUGUAAACUGGGGCAGCAGCACGCAAGCCCAGAUGUACAAGACUGCGCUCUCCAGCGCUCACAACUUGGCUCGCACCGGAGAGCACGUCAAGAAUUACUGGCCACAACUGCUGGUGUUGGCUGGCACUCCGCAGACGAGGCCGGCGUUGGUGGAUCUCGGCAACCUCAUCACCAAGGCCGGCUCGCUCAUGAUCGUCGGGGAUAUUUCAGACAGGAAACUGACAUAUAAAGAGAGGGCAGCUCGAGCUCGUUCAAGCGACGAGUGGCUGCGCGGGCGCAAAGUCCGAGCGUUCUAUAGCAGCGUUCACGGCUUCAGCUUCGAGCUGGGUGCACGAGCGCUCAUGCAAGCCGGAGGCGUGGGUAAACUGACGCCCAACGUGUUACUUAUGGGCUACAAAGCCGAUUGGACCACGGCGGCCCCAGAGGAACUCGUGGCUUACUUCAAUGUGCUCCACACGGCGUUUGACCACCGGUUAGCGGUGGCUAUCUUACGUACACCUGGAGGUCUGGACCAUGGCACGGCGGUAGCGGAGGACGCCGCUCCCAGCGCUGGCCUGACAGCCACCAGCUGCGGCAGCGCAGAGUUGGGCGUGCGGCGGGGAGCCAACAUCAUGCAUGCUGACUCCGACCUCGAUAUAAGAUCGCCUGACUCUCGGCCAAGCAGUGGCGCUAACCUCCAAAGUUUAGCUAACAUGACAACGUCUCGUUCCUUCACGAUAUCAGAAAAAGAUACCAAAGAUAAGAAGAAAGACAGGAAUUUAAUGGACUUCAAGAGACAGAUAAUUUAUAAGGCUGCGAACGGAACUGAAAUAACCAAAGACCAACUUACUCAAAUGAGCAUAUUCCAGAAAAAGCAGGAGUGUGGAACAUUAGACGUGUGGUGGCUGUACGACGACGGUGGUCUGACCAUCCUGCUGCCCUACAUCCUGUCGCAGCGGUCGUCGUGGUCCAAUUGCAAGCUGAGGAUCUUCGCGCUGGCCAAUAGAAAGCACGAGAUGGAACUAGAGGAGAGGAAUAUGGCGACACUUCUAUCGAAAUUCCGGAUCGACUAUUCGUCGCUGACCAUGGUGCAGGACAUCAACGAGGCGCCGCAAGAAGACACCAAGAAACUCUUUGACGAGACCAUACAGAAGUUCACCGGAGAUAAUGCCAAUGAAGAGUGGUGCAUCAACGAGACCGAGCUGCUGACGCUGUCGGGGAAGACCAACCGGCAGCUGCGGCUGCGCGAACUGCUGCUCACCAACUCCAAGGAGGCGCGGCUCGUCGUCAUGUCUCUGCCCAUGCCCAGGAAGGGCUCGGUGUCAGCUCCCCUGUACAUGGCGUGGCUGGAGAUGCUGAGUCGCGACCUACCGCCUGUACUCUUCGUCAGGGGAAACCACACCUCCGUGCUUACAUUCUACUCUUAAACUACGGUCACUUCUUACGCUCUUUCUUUCUCAUAAUCUUGUCAGUCAUAAAGCAUAGAGGCUCAAGCGAGCAUAGAGUCCAAUUUUCUUCUUUAUUUCGCUGAGUGUUCAAGUUAACUACUUUAUUAGAAAUGGCACUUCAAAAAUAUCCUCAACUACAUGUGAUGUCCUAUGUAAAGUCAUUCUUCUGUGCAAUAAAUGUCUCUGUAAGUAGGUAAUUAUUUAUUCUAUCUGUAUCAAUAAAUAGUAAUGCAAUUUAUCGUAAGUUGAAUACUUAAUUAAUGUAACAAAACCACGACACGUAAUCUAAGUAAGUAAAUUAUUUGUAAAACACCAGCCAAUUUUUCAGUUUUCACAGCAGGCACUGUGGCAGGCAUGUUUAGAUGACAAAAUAGGGAUAUACCAAAAAAUUAUAAAUCUGUGUUCAUUUUCACAAUCAAUUCAGUUAAGUGGAAGUUAUUUUACUCAUUUCAAGUAUUGUGAUAACUUGGAUGGUGUUUAAAAAUAAACCCUGUGUAUUUACAUAGAUGUAUUGCAAAUUAAUAUUAAUAUAAGAAAAUUAUUUCUGAUACAAAGAAGCUCUCAUAAAUAUUUAUCAGAUAUAUGGAAGCUAUUUUUGUAUGAAAAUUAGUAAAUCAUACGUAAACAAAUCAUUGUGAUCAUAGAUUUAAUUUCAUUAUAUUUUAAGAUCAAUUUUAAUAAUAUUUAUAGGUACCUAGUUAAGUAAUUAAAUUAUAAAUAUGAAUUCUGUAAGCGGUUUUGAUAUCGUGCGAAUUUUUUAAAUCUAAAAUGGAAAUCCAACCCUUCGUACAAAUUAGAAGAAUUUUCAAGUCGAACCAGUUAGCGCGUUCAAUUCUUCGGUUUUUUAAUGUAUAAAUUUCUGGAAAAUAUUUGAACACAAAACUAUAAAAGGGUUCUUGUAUUAGGUACUAGUACUACAUUCUCAAGUUUUGGUUUGGUUUUUUAAUUUAUUUUCCUAACGCAUUAUAUACGUAUUAUUUAAAAAGGUGCAUAUUUAUUAUUUUGGAGAAAGUCUACAACCCAUACCAAAUAUAAAACCAAUCAUAAUUUAAAAGUUGAUUUUACGGAAACCUCAGUGUGUUAGUGCGAAGCUCGCCCUUGAAUUAUACUGUUAGUUUCUCAGGGUAGUUCAUAUUCAUAGGAAUCAUAUUUGUCAUGUGCCAUUUAAUAAUGAGUAGGAAUAUUACCUUAUAUUUUCUUUUUUGUUGAUCUGUGAUAUAAGCAUAAAAACAUUUAUACACUAGUAUAA